Molecule: messenger RNA, 2147 nt
Organism: Cynoglossus semilaevis (tongue sole)
Lineage: Eukaryota; Metazoa; Chordata; Actinopteri; Pleuronectiformes; Cynoglossidae
Product: serine protease 27-like
Exons: 9
Coding region: 830-1879 (349 amino acids)
Biological process (GO): proteolysis
Molecular function (GO): serine-type endopeptidase activity
Source: RefSeq, a predicted model, not a curated record
AACGUCUGGACUAACUCGGGAUACAGUGACCUGAAACAUUAGCAAAGAAGCCUCAGCAGACAUGAAAGAUCAGCCACGCACGUUCAAAGACAGAUUUCUUUAAAAACGUUUGGAUAUUCAAGGAUUGGUUUGGCAUGGGAUGAGCAACGGAGGCUAAACAUUAGCAUCUAUGAUGCUAAGGUGAAGGAAGACCGAGAGAUACAACCUUGGACUUCAUCCAUAAGUAAAAGAGGAAGAAUGUGAGUGGAAUUUUAAUAAUUUCAAUAGAAAACAGUUACUGCAGGAGAGAAGGAGAGAGAAGGAGAGAGAGAGGCAACAGAAUAGUUAGUGUUAGAGCGAGGGUGAUGAUGUCACAGCAGAGUGAUGAUGUCACAGAGUCCCCCUGUGCUCUUCAGUGGUCCUGUUCAGCAUUAAUUUGACAACAGGAAGUCUGGAUACUAAAGAGAAAUAAAGGAGUGGAGAUGAGGAGAUGCAGAGCAGGAGCAGAGGGGGAGCAGCAGUGAAAACCUCAGCUGUUCUUUCCUUUGGUUUUUUGUUUCCUUGUUUGUUUUUGUUUUUCUAUUUGUAGUUUUUCCUGCUGUUUUGUUUGAAAAAAAAAAAUACAAAAACUGUGACAAAGAAAUCUAAGAUUCCAUGUCAUUAAAAGGUGAAGUAAAUCACGUCUUCUCUAUUACAUCAGUGGUGCCCAACCUGGGGACAUGACAGGAACCAGCUGCAGUCUUCUUUAACCACUCCACCUGGACUGGUGCUGUUUCCACCAGGGGAGAGUGCAGCCCAGAAACAUCACACGGUUAUAGACUUGAAACAAAGUGAAGGAUAAACAGUGGAGAUGGCUCUUCAACUCUUUUUCUCGGCUUUCACUCUGACCUGCCUUCUCUUAUCUCCAGGCUGUCAAGCAGAGCUGGAGUGUGGAAUUGCUCCUCUGAACACCAGAAUAGUUGGAGGUGAGAAUUCAUCUCCAGGAGUAUGGCCCUGGCAAGUUUCUCUGGAGACAGACGGUGCGCACUUCUGCGGCGGGUCUCUAAUCUCUAACCUGUGGGUGUUGACCGCUGCUCAUUGUCUAUCUGGGUUUGAAAAAAACACCAUUACUGUUUAUGUGGGCCGCCUCAUAAAGACCGGUCCAAACUUCAACGAAGUCUCACGAAGCGUUUCUGAGAUUCAGUGUCAUGAGUCGUACAACCUUCUGACCAACGAACAUGACAUUUGUCUUGUGAAGCUGGAUAGUCCUGUGGAUUUUACCAAUUACAUAAGACCUAUUUGUUUACCCACAAGCAACAGCACCUUCUACACUGGGACGAGCACCUGGGUGACGGGCUGGGGAAACACUGACCCCGACGCAUACAGUCUGUCCGACGUACUGCAGGAGGUCAAUCUACCUGUGGUGGGAAACAAUGAGUGUCAGUGUCUGCAGUGGUAUCUGAUCACAGAGUUCAUGAUCUGUGCUGGAACCAGUGAGGGAGGGAAAGACGCCUGUCAGGGAGAUUCUGGAGGACCAAUGGUGGUCAAAGUGGACCCAGUCAGUUCAAGGUGGGUCCAGAAUGGAAUCGUGAGUUUUGGAGAGGCCUGUGCCAAACCCAACAUACCAGCGGUCUACACCGCUGUGUCCAGGUACGAAGACUGGAUCAAAAACAUCACCACAGGGAACACACUUGGCUUUGUAACUUUCACCUCUGGAGGCAGAGAUCCAGAUUUAGACUUUGUCUGUUCACCUGCAACAGCCACCAGCAUCAGCACCACCACCACCACACACACACCUACCACAGUGCAGAUGAGCACCCUAGAGGAUGGCAGUGUGUUUGCAGGUGGAGAGAACCUGGUUCCCAUCUCUCACUUCAUCUCACUCUCUGUUCCUCUGCUCUUCUUCUAUCUGCUGCUCUAAGAUGACAACUAGAAGCAGACCUCCUCCUGUCCCUGCACUCUCUCUCUUCACCGACAUCUCACUGAGCGUGUCCAUUUUAAUCAAUCAUUAAUAUAUUCUCUGCCGGGUUAAAUUACAGAUGAAACGCAGCUGAAAUUUUGACGACACACAUAAAACAAGUGUGAUGAAAUGUGUGUGUGUGACACUGAGAAUGAGGCUGAGAAGUGUCUGUAACUGUGGCUGAAGUCAGUCUCCUAACACAGCUGAGAAUAAAAGAAAUCACCACGAC